Molecule: messenger RNA, 1716 nt
Organism: Salvelinus namaycush (lake trout)
Lineage: Eukaryota; Metazoa; Chordata; Actinopteri; Salmoniformes; Salmonidae
Product: zinc finger protein 385B-like
Exons: 9
Coding region: 1-1716 (571 amino acids)
Cellular component (GO): nucleus
Molecular function (GO): zinc ion binding; nucleic acid binding
Source: RefSeq, a predicted model, not a curated record
AUGAAGACACCGCUGAGUCCGGCCCACUUCAUAGAGCAUGGCCGGAUGGCCUUUCCGUUCGGAGGCUGUCUGGAGCUGAAUCAGCUCACAGGGAUGGAGCCUACCACCAACGGCCAGGGUCAGAUAAACAUGGACCUACAGCUACAGCAGCAGGAGAAGAAGAAGCUGUUCUACUCGAUGUGUGAGGUGUGUAACAUCCAGCUGAACUCCCAGGCUCAGGCCCAGGUGCACUACAACGGGAGGUCCCACCUGAAGAGGGUCAAACAGAUGAACAAUGGGGAGGCUCCGGCACCAGCUACUGGGUCUCUACCCACGUCUACACUGAGCCUCAGUAGAAGCACCACCAGCAGCAGUACAGGAAGUUCAUGCCAUAGCAACACGCUGCCUGCGCUGGUGCGAACUCCGUCUCUGAUGAUGCAGUCCACUCUGGAUAUGAAACCCUUUAUGCCCUUCCACCAAGUGGACACGUCCUCUGCUGUGGGACUCUUCCCUAAUUUUAACACGAUGGAUCCCGUGCAGAAAGCUGUAAUAAACCACACAUUUGGGGUCCCCAUCCCUCUGAAGAAAAAACAAGUGAUUUCCUGUAACAUCUGUCAACUACGCUUCAACUCAGAUAGCCAAGCCGAGGCGCACUACAAAGGCAGUAAACAUGCCAAGAAGCUCAAAGCACAGGAGAACACCAAGAAUAAGCCACCCAAGAGUUCCCCUCCUCCUCCUACUCUUCCUCCUUCCCUGGACAGUGCAAUGAAAAUCACCACCACCACCUCACCCAACUCUGUCAUGUCCGGUACCACCAGUUCCGGCACCACGCACCAGGCCUACUGUGCGCCUCAGCAGCAAAUCACUGUGCCUCCCAGUGAGGCGGAUAAAACCUUUGCUUCUCCAAAUGCUUUUGUCCCCAUCAUCUCCACCUCCUCCUCCCUGGCAGCAUCAAUGGCCAUGUCCGUCCACAGCCCCUGUAAUCCCGUCCUGUGUGAUCCCACGCCUGCCAGCCCCCCAUCAGCUACGCCAGCACAACUACAGGGGCAUGUUAUGAAGACUAGCAGCAGCACCAAGCUUGGGCUCGUGUCCCCCACCACUGCUGCUGCUACAGCAACUCAGACCACGCCAGAGUCGGAGGAGGAAAAAGCCAAAAAGCUCCUGUAUUGUUCGCUGUGCAAAGUGGCCGUCAACUCUCUGUCGCAGCUGGAGGCCCACAACAUAGGUUCCAAGCACAAAACUAUGCUUGAGGCGAGGAACGGAGCAGGUCCAAUUAAGGCCUAUCCCAGACCAGGCUCGAAGCUCAAAGUACAGGCCACCAACGUGCUAAAAGGUUCCGGACUACAGAACAAAACGUUCCAUUGUGAGAUCUGUGAUGUCCACGUCAACUCAGAAAUACAGCUCAAACAGCACAUCUCCAGCAGAAGGCACAAGGACAGAGUAGCUGGGAAACCGAUGAAGCCCAAAUACAGCCCUUACAACAAACAACAACGCAGCUCCACAGUCCUGGCCGCCAAGCUGGCUCUUCAGAAGGACCUGGUGAAGCCUAUCUCCCCUGCUACGUUUCUCUCCAACCCCUUCUGCUCCACCACCCUCCCCUCCAUCUCCCUGCAUCCGCGGCCCAACGCCUCCAUCUUUCAGACUGCCGGCCUGCCAGGCUGCAUGCCCUCUUUCCUCCGGGCUGCUCCAGGGCCAGUCCGGCCCACCACCGGCUCUAUCCUCUUCACCCCAUAUUGA